AUGAAAAAUGCUUCAACUGAACUUCGUAAUCGUAUUUUAAAUUCAAUGACAACAUACGGUUUAGUUACUUGUGACAAGUAUUUAUCAUCAAUGAAAUUAAAUUCAUUUGUUAAAGUUCCACCAAAUGUUGUUCGGCAAAAUGAUACUUCAGUUAAAUUAUUUAAUAUGUUUGGUCCAGCAUUAACACUUAAUAAUUAUGAAAAAUUAUUUGAAAAUUUCAGUUUAGUAACAGCAGCAAAUGCUUCAAUUGUUCCUGUAACAUCUACAGGCAUAAAAUUAUUACGUGAAAAUAAUGCGUAUGUUAAUUAUUAUCAUUGUUUGGAUAAAGACGAAGGUAUCUUGAAUAUGAUCCAAGAACGACUUAAUCUGAAAGAAAUAUGCCGUAUUUCUGAUAAUAAAAAUGGUCCAUAUCGAUAUGAACUUGUUAAUAUCAAUAAAAAUAUCAUUCAUAUUUUACCAGAUCAUGUACAUGAUAAUGAUAGUGAACGUAUUGGUAAUGAUGCACAAUUAACAUCUGUUACAUCUACAAUUAAUCUUCUCGAACAUGCAAUUUCUUCAAUUGAUAAAAUAACUCAAGAAAAACAACAAUCAAAUGUAUUAUUGCCAAUCAAUCGUAUAGCGGAUGGGAAUCCGAAAGAAAUUGUUUCAAUUAUUGUUGAAGAUAAAGAUGAUAAUAAUUUGUUAUUAUCAGAAAUACCUAAUCAGUCAACUGUUCAUCAUCAAGUUCAACGUCAACUAAGUACUGAAUCAUCGAUUAGUAUUAGUAGUCAAGCAUCUUCAUCAAAUAUAUCAUCAGUUGAUUGUCAUAUUUCACCACAACACUCAACUUUAUCUUCGUCUUCACUGUCAUCAAUUUUAUUUAAAGAAGUAUUAAACAUUAAUAAAUCAUUGAAUAUGAAUAGUACUCCAAUUGAUGAUCUUUCAACAAUCAUGGAAGAAGAGAAUUCAUCACCAUCAUCAAAUAAUAUUGCUAAUAAUUCAAGUAUUCAUAUUGAAUGUUUAUCACCAAUAACAUCAACAACAGAAACACCACAAUUUACAACACAACCAUUUGAACCAACAAAAGUAUCUACUGAUGUUACUCUAUCAAAUAAUCGUCGUCCGGAUAUUGUUGAACAAACUGAUUCAUUACAAGGUGUAACAGAUAUUGAAGUAAAUAAGUCAUGUCCAUCACAUUCAACUAUGAUUGUCGAAACAAUAUCGAGCAAUUGCCAAGAUCCAGUUGAUUUAACUACACCAUUAUUAUCGACUGAAGUACAAUCAAAUAAUGACAUAAGUGAAUAUAAUUCAUUAAAUACAUCACCAGUGUGUUUGUCCUUUGAUAAUUGUGAUACUUCCAUUGAAUCAUUGACAAAUUUAUCUUCAGUUUCUGCUGUAAAAAAGAAACGAGGACGAAAACCAACUUUAGCUACACAUCGAACUUCUUCGCCAAUUGAUGAUAUUCAAAAUGUUUUGACUAAUUGUAAACAUCCAAUUUAUAAACGUCUAAUCCUACUUGAUGGUAUGGUUUUUAGUAAAAGUGAUUUAACACAUGCUGUUCAACAACUUUCAUAUCUACGUGACAUUUUUAUUCAAAAAUUAAUUACAGAAAAGAUUUUCAGGAACGAGGAUGUUUUUGCUAAAAGAACUGCAUCUGGUGAUAUUGAAUAUCUUGUUGGUUAUAUUAAACAUAUUCCAGUACAUGACAAUGAUAUAUCAUCCAAUAUUGAUGAAUGUAUUCGUUUUGCAAAUGUAUUAGCUGGAUAUGAUAUUACUAUGGAAGAAUACGUCAAUUCAUUUCAUGGUAAACAAUCUUUUUUACAAAACGAUGAUGAUCAACCUGUCAAAUACAUUCUUAAUCGUUCACAUAUCAAAUUCUCAUCAUAUCUUUUUUCUUCUAAAUUUGUUAACUUUAUCAAUAAUGAUAACUACUUUCGUGAACGAUAUACAAUUGAUGAUAGUGCCGUAUGUUUAGAUAAAUCAUUCUUAGCACCAACAACUUCAAAUACACGUAUUGAUGAAUUUCAACAAAUGCAAUAUGAUCAAUUGAAAAAAUGUCAAGCAAACAAACGAGCAUACACUCAAAUCAAAGAUAAUGCUGGACCAGCACCUAAAAAUUCUCGGCGUCGAACAUAA
Molecule: messenger RNA, 2115 nt
Organism: Adineta steineri
Lineage: Eukaryota; Metazoa; Rotifera; Eurotatoria; Adinetida; Adinetidae
Source: the annotation of a GenBank genome assembly